CUCAUCGCCACUCUGUAUUAUCCACCGGGUUCUCCGUAUUCUCCUUGUUUGUGCGGAAGUCCAUCACCCACCACAUUGUCUGUCGGAAUCACACGCAGCAACACUGCUAGGUCUUUGGAGCCUCAACCUAGCUGUACAUGUGACGAUCACUCGACACUUGCUUGACACCUAUGUUCUCUCGCCUCUUGGUUGCGUUCUGCCGUCUUGCCGGACCUUCGCGGACUUCGGGCCUGCUGGGUUGACGCAUUAUACCAAUACCCCCAUCCUCACACCCUUUCGCAGUACCCUUUGCUGCAAAUAGCGCCGAGGGUAAUUACUUAGAUCGUCAUGAAGCCUGUUGCCACAUCGCCUGAACAGCUCACCUCACAGGUACAUCGGCUGUCGUUCGCUUCACCCCGUCUUGAGAACGCUGGCUGUUUAGCUCCGGGCGAGGAUGUCAACAGAUCCUACCCUGCGAUGUUCGUGACCACUGAUGCCCGAUCUGCAGCCAGCCCAAUCGCCCCCAGCGUCCCGCAAGAGGUAGCCUGCCUGACCUUUGCGGCUGGUGACGUUUUCCCAGGCUCAUCGCUUAGGACAAGCGCUGUCGGUUGUACCAGACUGCAAAGUGCCCUCCUCCUUUCUCCCUCCCUCGAGGACCUGCCAAACGAGGUUUUGUUUCACAUUAUGGGUUUCCUGGACGUCAACGACCUUCUGUCAACGUCGAGAACGAGCCAUCUCCUUCGCGAUAUCUCUCAAGCCCCUAUUUUACACCAUUAUCGGCUUCAGCGAGCCCGAAUUAACCUUCCAUCACGCCUAUCGUCACCAUCUCGUCCAACACUGGCUGAUCUCAUUGCUCGUUCUAUCUUCAUGACACAUACUUCCAUAGUUUCACGAAAGUUAGCCAGAUCCUUGGUCUCAAUCCGAUUGUCUCGCCGCUUAGCAGCCAGACCCUCAGCCGCGGCUCUGGUUGAGCGUUCUGUUUUACCCAAAGAGUGCGUGCCUGGUAUGGCGUCAGUGCAUGUGGCACCAGCAAUUGUUGCCAAGAAGAAGGCAAUCGAGAAAGAGAGAGUUAAGGACGGGUUGCGACAGUGGAUUGCAUCGAGAUGGAAGCGUGAAGUCAAAGAGCGCCAAGAUGGCGUAAGAAAAUGGGAGGAAAGCCGCGGCAUAGGACGCGUGUGGCGCCUCCGUAGGUUUUGGGAAAGAGUUAGUCGUGGCGAGGAGCGAGACAGUGCUUGGUAAGUCAGUGAUAUCGACUUCUAUGAGGUGAAUCGUUGUAAGGCUGCGUGUGCAAUCAUGCUUGAAGGACCACUAUAGUUCGGUUCUGUAUUGGUCACAGUUCUGGCAGGGAGACGUCAGCGGUACUAGCGGCUUUCGUACUGUCGGCAGGAUUACUUGUAUGAUACAUUAUGUACGAUGUGGUGAUGUUACAAAAUCGACGA
Messenger RNA from Fusarium oxysporum Fo47, 1418 nucleotides. RefSeq names its product F-box domain-containing protein. Lineage: Eukaryota; Fungi; Ascomycota; Sordariomycetes; Hypocreales; Nectriaceae. Bases 328 to 1218 code for a protein of 296 amino acids. Gene Ontology annotation, molecular function: protein binding. The transcript has 2 exons. The record is from RefSeq and is a predicted model, not a curated record.